This is a messenger RNA of Trichomycterus rosablanca, 696 nucleotides long. RefSeq names its product histone H1-like. The coding region runs from base 42 to 638 and encodes 198 amino acids. Gene Ontology annotation, biological process: nucleosome assembly. The record is from RefSeq and is a predicted model, not a curated record. Gene Ontology annotation, molecular function: DNA binding; structural constituent of chromatin. Gene Ontology annotation, cellular component: nucleosome. Lineage: Eukaryota; Metazoa; Chordata; Actinopteri; Siluriformes; Trichomycteridae. The transcript has a single exon.
UUCACUCGCUCUUUCUUAGCGCCGUUUUAGCUCCAACAACGAUGGUAGAAGAAGCUCCAGCACCGGCCAGCUCGGCCCCCGCCAAGGCUCCUAAAAAGAAGACCGCGGCCAAACCCAAGAAAGCGGGUCCCAGCGUCGGCGAGCUGAUCGUCAAAGCUGUUUCCGCUUCCAAGGAGCGGAGCGGCGUGUCCCUGGCUGCCCUGAAGAAAGCUCUGUCUGCAGGUGGAUACGACGUGGAGAAGAACAACUCCCGCGUCAAACUCGCCGUCAAAAGCCUGGUGACCAAGGGCACCGGCGCCUCAGGCUCUUUCAAGCUCAACAAGAAGCAGACCGAGGCGAAGAAGCCCGCGGCCAAAAAAGCCGCCGCUCCUAAAGUGAAAAAGGCCGCAAAGAAACCCGCCGCUGCAAAGAAGCCCAAGAAGGUAUCAGCCAAGAAGCCCGCCGCUAAGAAGUCCCCCAAGAAGGUCAAGAAACCCGCUGCUGCCGCUAAGAAAGCCACCAAGAGCCCCAAGAAGGCUAAGAAGCCGGCGACCCCCAAGAAGGCAGCCAAGAGUCCUAAAAAAGCCAAGGCAGCCAAACCUAAGACCGCUAAGCCCAAAGCGGCCAAGGCCAAAAAAGCUGCACCCAAGAAGAAGUAAACAUGUUCCUGUUUUAUUACUUUUAUUUUCUUAAAACAGCUCUUUUAAGAGCCACCUA